ACUUUUAAUUUAUUAUAACGUUUUAAUACUAUUAUAACUAUUUAUAAACGUGUGAACACUUGAGAAUUUUUAUUCGUCCUACACUAGAUUAAUUUUAAAGACAACUAAUGGAACAAAAUCAAAGUGAAUUUGACGAAACUGAAGAAAAUCUAAGACACUUACGAAUAUGUCUCAAACCUCUUUCAUCGACAAUAAAUCCAGAAGUUCCACGCGAGUUGAACAAUGAUCCCUACUCGUAUAGAAAGAUGCCAAUUUCGGAGUUCGUUGAUUUAAAAAGCAUGUUUAACGAUCCAUGGGCAGAGUUGAUGGCAGAUUUAGAAGAUAAAAAAAAUGCUCAAAAACCUAGAACUGUAGCGAAUGACAGUUCAGUUGAUAUUAAAUGUGAGAAAUACGCACUUGAAGAUUCCUCUACAACUAGUACGUCAGACGGAGCUACUAUGAACAUUAGUAGUAGCUAUGAAGAGAUCAGCGAUAUCAAAAUGUUGACUGACAAGGCCAAAGAUUUUUACAAAAAUAAGCUUACAAAACCUACAAAUUUAAGUCGCUUGAGCACGGAUUCCGUUUUUAUGCAAAACAAUUUUGAUGGACGAGAUUUUAUGAAAGAUUCAACUGGCAGCAUCAAUCAGCGAUUGUCAACUGACAAAAUCAGUGAUCUUUUAAGCAGCAUGCCGGAGCCUGGGGAUUUGAUAAGACAGUUGAGCACAGAUUCUAUACUCAUGAACAACGAUUUUUAUGGGUGUGAUCUGAUAAGAAAUUUAAAUCGGACCAGCAGUCAACGAUUGACAACUGACGAGAUCAGCGAUUUUUUAAGUCACAUCUCGGAAUCUAGUGAUUUAAGUCAUCUGAGUACAGAUUCCGUUUUUAUACGAGUAAACGACACUUCGAGGCAGACUGAUACUAGUGUUGAAAAAGUGCAAACUAUAUUGAUGAAAUAUAUCGGUUUCAUAGAAAGAAUUACAAAUGCGACGAUGAACAUGUUUUAUAAACUCAAAAAUUAUUUAUGGCAGAAGUGACAUGUUUAUAGAAGUUUCAAUCAUACGUCGCCUUAUGCUUCGAAAAUUUGAAAUUUUAAUGUGCAGUUCUUAUUUCGAUUGAAUAAUUAUAACUUUACUACGAAUAAAUUGUGGCUUAAGCUCUUAAAUUUUAUGAAUUAA
Nasonia vitripennis (jewel wasp) is the source of this 1154-nucleotide messenger RNA. RefSeq lists its product as uncharacterized. Bases 108 to 1013 code for a protein of 301 amino acids. The record is from RefSeq and is a predicted model, not a curated record. The transcript is spliced from 2 exons. NCBI's taxonomy places the organism in Eukaryota, Metazoa, Arthropoda, Insecta, Hymenoptera, Pteromalidae.